CCUGAGCCACACCCAGGAGUGAGGGCAAAAGGCUUGAGCUGGGUCUGAGCAGCCAGAUGGGCCUCUACCUCCAGUGGCCACUGUUCCUCAGUCUCCAUCAACACUAUGAGUGGCCGAGUCGGAGACCUGAGCCCCAAGCAGGCAGAGACCCUGGCCAAGUUCCGGGAAAAUGUCCAGGAUGUGCUGCCUGCCCUGCCGAACCCUGAUGAUUAUUUUCUUCUUCGUUGGCUCCGAGCUCGGAAUUUUGACCUACAGAAAUCGGAGGCCAUGCUCAGAAAGUACAUGGAGUUCCGGAAGACCAUGGACAUUGAUCACAUCCUUGAUUGGCAGCCCCCAGAGGUGAUCCAGAAGUACAUGCCUGGAGGCCUGUGUGGCUAUGACCGUGAUGGCUGCCCCGUGUGGUAUGACAUCAUCGGACCACUGGACCCCAAAGGGCUGCUUUUCUCAGUCACCAAGCAGGACCUGCUGAAGACUAAGAUGAGGGACUGUGAGCGCAUCCUGCAUGAGUGCGACCUGCAGACGGAGCGGCUGGGGAGAAAGAUUGAAACCAUUGUGAUGAUAUUUGACUGUGAGGGCCUAGGACUGAAGCACUUCUGGAAACCUCUGGUGGAAGUGUACCAGGAGUUCUUUGGCCUCCUUGAGGAGAAUUACCCAGAGACCCUGAAGUUCAUGCUCAUUGUGAAAGCCACCAAAUUGUUCCCUGUGGGCUACAACCUCAUGAAGCCAUUCCUGAGUGAGGACACUCGAAGGAAGAUUGUGGUGCUGGGGAAAAGCUGGAAGGAGGGUUUGCUGAAACUCAUCAGUCCUGAGGAACUGCCUGCCCAUUUUGGGGGGACUCUGACUGACCCAGAUGGGAACCCCAAAUGUUUAACCAAGAUCAACUAUGGUGGAGAGAUCCCCAAGUCCAUGUAUGUGCGGGACCAGGUGAAGACUCAGUAUGAGCACUCAGUGCAGAUUAGCCGUGGCUCCUCACACCAGGUGGAAUAUGAGAUCCUGUUUCCAGGCUGUGUCCUCAGGUGGCAGUUCUCAUCUGACGGUGCAGACAUUGGCUUUGGAGUUUUCCUCAAGACCAAGAUGGGGGAGAGGCAGAAAGCAGGGGACAUGACCGAGGUGGUAGCCAGCCAGCGCUACAACGCCCACAUGGUCCCUGAGGAUGGGAGCCUCACCUGCUCAGAGGCUGGCGUCUAUGUCCUGCGCUUUGACAACACCUAUAGCUUCGUCCAUGCCAAGAAGGUCAGCUUCACGGUUGAGGUGCUUCUCCCAGACGAGGGCAUGCAGAAAUAUGACGAGGAGCUCACCCCUGUCUAGGUGGAUCCCCCACUUCUCAGAGACCCCCAACCCUGUUUCCUCUCCACUCUCCUUUUAUUCCGAAAAUUGAUCAUUAGCCCCGCCUACUCUGUGACACCAGUGAGCAGAGAAAGAGAUUGCCCAGAGAAGAUUUAGCUGCUGUAAUCAAAAUUCAAAAGUAUGAAAGCUUGGAGGGUAGAAUGUUUGCAAAAGAGAAAGAAGCAAGAGGGAAGACAAGAUGAUGGGUGUCAAGAAUGGGGAAAGAACUGGACCUCAUCAAUAGAGGUUUGCACUUGAGACCCUCCCUGUGAGCUGUGAGCAGCUUGAGCUGGAGAUUAUCAAAGUCCUUUCUGUUUCCACUCACUCUAUAGUAGAAGCUCAGUGUAUUGCUGUAGAGUACCAGAAGGCAAGGACCACAUGGCUCACAGCAGUGAGACAGACCAGACAGCAGAUUUCAGCACCCCGGACAGAGCCGCACUUGGCCGAGGCCCAGGCCUUCCCAACAGUGCUUUCCUGGUGGGAGUCUCAGACACAAAAGCUCCCGGCCUCUCUGGUAGGAGGUGCCCACUCUGACUUUGCCUGACCCAGGGGCAAGGGUCCCAGUCAUUAUUCCCAUAACCACCUCCUUCCUUCUGAGCUCAUAGCUCAUACCUUAAGCAAUUAAAAGACUUUUCUCCAAAGCAAAGGAAGUCAUACCCUACUCUUGCUGCUGCUGGGCAAAACAACAAUAACAGCCCUAACAAUAACUGCUGCUUUUUAGUGAGGAUUGUCACUGUUCAAAACGCUUUACAGGUUAGGCACAUGGCAUCUUCACGUCACCCCAAUAUACCUUACCAGAGACACUUUCUGGAUGGAGAAACGGAGCUCGGAGAGGCUGGAGUUGCUACUCAAUGUCAUACGGUCUCAGACGGCAGAUCUAGGACCUGAAGCUUUUGUUCUUUACUUAGUCAGGAGGCAUUGUUCCAUGAUUGCUCAUGAUGCCCCUUCCUAAGACCCUGCUCUGGCAAGGAGAUAAGGAAUGUUUUGAUGUCCUGCCUCUUUCGGUAGAGUGAGCUGGAUAUCCCCACUCCUCUAGUGGGGAUACCCCUUUUAUAGAUGGAAAAGCUAAUCCCCCGAGUUGGGCAGUCCAGGUGAUGGAGAGCCACAGUGCUUACGGAGAUUGUUUAAGCAGCCUCACGGAGGGCUGGAAAGGGCCUGUACUCCCAUGCCCAGUCCUCUGCUCACACAGAUGUAAGGGGUGACCACAUGAUGGUCACCACACCCCCUGGGGAACUGGACAAGAUCAGGGUUCCAGCUUCUUUCUCACAGACCCUGGCUUGAGCCCUGGCCCCUGACACAACUCUUGCCAAGAGAUGAUGAAUACUCCAGAGACUGAGGAUGGGCAGAACUCCUGGGCUCUGCUGGUGCCAUGAAAUGCACCAUGGGAAGGAGCUGAGAACUGAGUGUGAAGUCUGACUGCCGUUCACCAUGCUAACAUUAUUCUGUGGAGAGCAGAGUCAUGAACACACUUCAGGGCACAGAUUUGUUUGUUUGUUUGAGACAGGCUUUGUCUGUGUAGCCCUGGCUGUCCUGGACUUACUUUGUAGACCAGGCUGGCCUCGAACUCAGAGAUCUACCUGUCUCUACCUCCUGAGUGCUGGGAUUAAAGGUGUGUGCCACCACCAACUGGCUAAGGGCACACUCUUAUGCCCAUAAGGACUGUCUUAGGAUUUCUAUUGCUAUGAUGAAACACCAUGGCCAAAAGCAGCUUGGGAAGGGAAGUGUUUAUUUCCCUCUCAGUUCCUCGGCUGCAGAGGCUGGGGGGUAGGAGGGUGCUGCUUGACUGGCUUGCUCCUCAUGGCUGGCUGAACCUGCUUACUUACAGAGCCCAGGACCACCAGCCCAGGGAUGACCCCGCUCUCAAUGGACUGGGCCCUCCCCCACUGAUCACUAAUUAAGAAAA
Meriones unguiculatus (Mongolian gerbil) is the source of this 3229-nucleotide messenger RNA. RefSeq names its product SEC14 like lipid binding 3 (gene Sec14l3). The transcript is spliced from 12 exons. The coding region runs from base 106 to 1308 and encodes 400 amino acids. The record is from RefSeq and is a predicted model, not a curated record. Gene Ontology annotation, cellular component: nuclear speck; cytoplasm. Lineage: Eukaryota; Metazoa; Chordata; Mammalia; Rodentia; Muridae.